AAUGGCAGUAUAGCGCCAGGCCCGAUUCCCGCGACGACUCCACUUGUUGUCAAACAAGAUGAGAACGGCGUCCAAUGGAUUGCGUUCCAGUAUUCGCGCGAUCGCGUCAAAUUGGAAUACACGAUGCGCUGCGAUGUCGAAUCUGUUGACGUCGACUCACUGAGUCCCGAAUUCAAAUCCUCGAACUGUGUCUACCCUCGCGCAUGCUGCCCGAAAGAUCAGUAUAAAGGAAAUCGUUAUCAUUAUGAGAGCGAGUGCAAUGGCGUGGGAUGGGCCCUUGCAGAGUUGAAUCCGACGUUGCGUGAUAAGAGAGGUCUCAUUCAGCGAGCUGUUGACAGUUGGCGCAACAGCAACCGAGACCCAAGGUUGAGAAGCAGAAGAGUGCGGCGAAUGGCGAAAAUCACAACGAGGAACUCAGCGAAGACGCCAUCGGGUCCGCAAAUGCAAUAUCCGCUUCCCUCCAAUCCACCAAUGAUUGGCAUGCAAGCACCUCCGGGUAUGCCUCAAAACCGACCACUUCACGAUGCUGCCGGCAAUGCAGGACCUCAUCAUCACAACGCAGAUGGAAACAAUACUGGUGGUGGGAAUGACGCUAGCGCUGGACCCGAAUAUUCGUACAGUCCAAACUUCCAUCAGCACAGACCGGCGAGCUCUCUCGAUCACACCGAGCAAUUCUCCAUCCCAAGGUCCUCACAGCACUUUUCUUCAGUGUUCCCUCAGAUGCCCACGCCGGAGCAGCAUGCGUCGACUUCCGCUCCGUUGCCCUCGGAGCAACGGCGCAACGACACAUCGCGCGAGCCAGCUUCUAAGACCACCGAGGCUCACAACGGCGAAGCCGGCCAGGACAUCUUCGGCGGUCCGCUCGUGCCGAAUCGCAGACAGGUCCUCGUGGAGAAUUUCCACAAGGCAGACAAGACGCGUGUGACGAUGGCCUUUGAGAAGUGCAAAAUGGAAGAGCUUCCUGACUCGCACCUCAAGGCCAACGCAGUGUUCCCGCGCUCGUACUUUCCACGCAGUAUGGUCUCGCCGCCGGCGAGUCCUCGAGGUCGCGUCGUCGGUCGCUGGGACGAUUUCGAUGACGGAUCCGCUAUGCCUCCGAAUGAGGGUAUGCCUGUCAUGAGCACGAGUCUCGUCGCCGUGCCUCUGUUGGAUGGAAGUGUUUCGCACCUGUCCGUGCCUCAAAUGACCACUUCUCGACGCGCGAAGGAGUUUGGCCUGAAUGAGUUAUCGCAGAAGCUCUCGUGGACUAGGAGUCAAUUACUAUCUGGCAAGACUACCAUGCUUCAGCGCGCGCUGAACGGACACCGCGUCGUCAACUACGAGAACCAGGCCAAGGCAGGCUAUGAUGAUGAUUCCAUCCCAUCCUACUACAUCGUUCGGCCGGGGAAGCGCAGAUGGCAACAACGA
Molecule: messenger RNA, 1407 nt
Organism: Dissoconium aciculare CBS 342.82
Lineage: Eukaryota; Fungi; Ascomycota; Dothideomycetes; Mycosphaerellales; Dissoconiaceae
Exons: 3
Source: RefSeq, a predicted model, not a curated record